GCAACCUUCGGAUCGCAAGAAGGAACACAUCAAACGGCCAAUGAACGCAUUUAUGGUAUGGGCCCAGGCUGCAAGACGGGUUAUGUCUCAACAGCAUCCACAUUUGCAAAAUUCGGAGUUAAGCAAGUCGUUGGGAAAAUUAUGGAAAAAUCUUAAAGACUCCGACAAGCAACCAUUUAUGGAUGUGGCAGAGAAAUUACGCAAAACCCAUAAGCAGGAUCAUCCGGACUAUAAAUAUCAGCCACGAAGGAGAAAAGGACGUACCCUCACGUCCAGUGCAGUGCAAUGCAAUACGGAUGGCCUAAAAACGGAAGCAUCUGUUACGGCAAUGAUAAAUGGUGCUACGACCAUACAUAGCAAGAACCAUAGCUCUACCGGAGCGACAAAAACACCACCAGAAACCAAAUCAAAUGGUCAGAACAAAAAACUGUCAACAACAGGCGGAGCAGCAGCAUCAGCAUCAACGGCCACAACCAAUUGUCAUUUGUCAUCAAAAACCAUGGCAACAGCUGGAAAUCGUUUGAAUGGCAACAAAGCCAAUGGCAAACAAAAUAACCGUGAACAACCACCGCAACAACAACAUCACAACCAGUCACCAAUGUCAGAUAAUGGCAAAUCUACAACCCAUUUUAUUUCUGCAAUGGAUAUUAAUGAAACAUUAAAGAAUUCCUGUAAAAAUGUGUCCUCCAUGUUGACUCAAGGUCGUCUCUUGGGACCGGCACAUAUUGCCGCUGAUGAAAGUUCAGCGGAAUUUAUGUUUAAUCGUUAUGAUUAUAGCAAAUCGUUGGAUUCACCUGGUUCCACGACUAGUUCAUUGUUAUCCUGUGCCACCUCGGCCAAUGAUUCCCAGCCGUUGACACCACCAGCUACACCAUAUUGCAACGCUACACAACAACGUUUGACAGGACAUCAGGCCACACUGCAUCAUCAGCCACGUCAAGCAACAAUAAAUUUGUUGCAGCAACAGGUUAACGAUGUUGUGGGUGGUGGUGGCGGUUUAAGUGAAUACCAGCUACUUAACAUUGAAGGACGUGAAUUUAUAUCCUUGGAUGAAUAUCCUUAUAAUUCCAUGGGAGGGCCUUUAGCUAAUAGUGGAGGUGGUGGUGUUGCUCCACUGGCAAUAAAUGUCUAUAUUCAUGAUGGCAGUCAUCAAUAUUCCUCACCUUCCUCCUAUGCUUUGCAAUUUUAUGGCAAUCAACAGCAACAGGAACAAACAAACAACAAUCAUAUUCAACAUAAUUCAAUGGAAUUUCAAACUUAUGGACAACUUGGUAGUUCUGCAGGGUAUACAUCGGUAUAUUGUCACACAAAUUGUUCUUCAUCUCCGACGAUGCACACCAUUGAACCUUUAAAUUAUUUCAACAUAUCCACCCCACCACCACCAGCAGCAACGACAGCCGAACACUCUCCUUUGCGGACAUCAUGCUCCUCGCCCUACUCAAAGACCACUGCUCUCAAGACGGGGAUACCCAACAUUAUAUGGCGCCAUUCGCCUCUGCAACAACGGAUCUAA
Musca vetustissima is the source of this 1513-nucleotide messenger RNA. Its product is annotated as transcription factor SOX-9-like. Gene Ontology annotation, molecular function: DNA-binding transcription factor activity, RNA polymerase II-specific; RNA polymerase II cis-regulatory region sequence-specific DNA binding. The transcript has 2 exons. Gene Ontology annotation, biological process: regulation of transcription by RNA polymerase II. Gene Ontology annotation, cellular component: nucleus. The record is from RefSeq and is a predicted model, not a curated record. The annotation marks the transcript as partial. Lineage: Eukaryota; Metazoa; Arthropoda; Insecta; Diptera; Muscidae.